Aplysia californica (California sea hare) is the source of this 1761-nucleotide messenger RNA. Its product is annotated as neuronal acetylcholine receptor subunit alpha-7-like. The record is from RefSeq and is marked provisional. NCBI's taxonomy places the organism in Eukaryota, Metazoa, Mollusca, Gastropoda, Aplysiida, Aplysiidae. Gene Ontology annotation, cellular component: neuron projection; synapse; membrane. Gene Ontology annotation, biological process: nervous system process; regulation of membrane potential; signal transduction. Gene Ontology annotation, molecular function: extracellular ligand-gated monoatomic ion channel activity; transmembrane signaling receptor activity; neurotransmitter receptor activity.
CAACUGUUGAGCCGGUUGAGGGAAUUACACGUCUUUCCAACUGAAAAGGUGACAGCCAGGUAGAGAGACCAAUUGGAUUACGUUGGGACAUUCCAAGAAUAACGAACCCAUCUGGAGGUGUAGACUAACUUGCAAUGAAGCCAUGCUUAUAAAAGCCGCCAUCGUGCUUGCCCUCCAUGUGACGACAGCAGUUGCAGGAAAUGUUGGUGCAGCUCAGGCACAGCUUCUCGGAGACCUGUUCACGACUUACGAGAAGGAUGUGCGGCCUAUCUGUGACACCGACGUGGCGCUUGACGUCUAUGUUGGUCUCGCUAUCAGACAGAUCAUUGAACUGGACGAGCCGAAACAGAUAUUGUAUGUGAACGCUUGGGUCAGGCUGAGAUGGUUUGAUUGUCAUUUGCAAUGGAACGCGAGCGACUACAAAGAUAUCGACAAUUUAAUCGUCCCAUUCAACAAAGUAUGGAUCCCAGAUAUCACACUGUAUGACAAUGCAGGGGACGGGCUUGAGGGCAGCAAAGAUUACCUUGUCAGCGUAAGCAACACAGGUGUCUGUCGCUACCUAUAUCCUACUGUCAUCAGAGUUUUGUGCAAAAUUGAUGUCACGUACUUUCCGUUCGACACACAGGCAUGUCCUCUCAAGUUUGGUUCUUGGUCCCAUAACGGUUUUGAACUAAACGUGGUGAACAGCAGCAAUGCUGGGGACAUCUCAUCGUUCGUGGAGAACACUGAAUGGGACAUGUUGAGCCUCCCUGUUAAGCACAACAUUGAAUACUACAAAUGCUGUCCAGAGCCGUACCCGGAUGUGACUUUUACGGUGACCAUCAAGAGGAAGCCUAUGUUCUACGUACUCAAUCUCCUGUUUCCCUGUGUGCUCAUCACAGCAGUGGCCCUUCUAGGUUUCUUGCUACCGCCAGACGCCGGAGAAAAGGUGUCUUUAGAGAUUACCGUUCUGCUCUCCCUUGCUGUGUUUCUUUUGGUGGUCUCCGAAACGCUUCCUGCGUCAUCAGAAAACUUCCCCUAUAUCGGUAGACCUGUCCCUAACUGGAUGAGGACGGUUGUGUUCCACUGGCUGGGACGCGUUAUGCUGGUAGAGAGGGACAGCUGCACCAUUUUCCCAGAAUCAUACUCGGAAGUCAAGGCGCCCAACAAGAAUGGCGCGUCUAAUGAAGCUUUCCAAGGAGAAACGUACAGCAACGGAUACCAGGGGUUUAACGGCAAGAACCACAUUCACAGCAGCAACAAUGGUGGGAUUCCUCUGGGGGAAGAGUUCUCAGAGGAAACCACAAGCCCUACCCCCGACCACAGACCCCACAGAAUAACUCCCAUAACGCCGCUGUCUGGCGAGGUCCCUGCAUCCUUUGCUCCUUUUGCGGAAGUUCUCAAACAGCAGCUGGCCAUCAUGGAGAAAGAGGAUGCUCGCAAAGAAAGCAAACUUCGCCAUGACCAUCUAGCUUCGGAGUGGAAAAAAGUGGGCAUCAUCAUGGAUCGUUUUUUUCUUGCCAUCUUCGCUAUUGUGUUGUUCAUCAGUUCCGUUGUGAUACUGGUACAGUUAGGGGCGUCGUGACCGGUCUCGCUGGUAUAACCGAGGUGUUUGAUGACUGCGCGGAGCAAAACACUGAUAUUAUUAUGUGCUGUUGGCUAGUUCCAAAUACAGAGGGAUCUGUUUGCUAACCUUGCAAUAACAAGAACUACUGUCAAGAGACAUUCUUUUGGAUGCUAAUACCUCUGCAACCAAAACUCUUUCUCCAUCCCAAACAGGCA